Pseudozyma hubeiensis SY62 is the source of this 1728-nucleotide messenger RNA. RefSeq lists its product as hypothetical. Lineage: Eukaryota; Fungi; Basidiomycota; Ustilaginomycetes; Ustilaginales; Ustilaginaceae. Gene Ontology annotation, cellular component: endoplasmic reticulum. The transcript has a single exon. Gene Ontology annotation, molecular function: protein-folding chaperone binding; misfolded protein binding. The record is from RefSeq and is a predicted model, not a curated record. Bases 1 to 1728 code for a protein of 575 amino acids.
AUGAAAGCAGAUCUGCUGCAACUCGGCUCGCUCCUCACCUGGUGGUGGUUCCCCUCGUUCGGUUCCACCCUCCUCCUCAACCUCCUCUACUCGCUUUCCAUCCUCCGACCCCCACCUCCCACCUCUCCUCACCUCCGCAACACGCACGUCCAGCUCUCUCGAACCAUCAUCAUCAUCUCCACCCUCAUAUACCAACUCGUACAGUCCACGCUCUCCACCCCACCCAACUUCUACACUCUACUCUCGCUGCCCACCGAUGUCGAUGCGGAAGGGAUACGCCGAUCCUUUCGCUCCCUGGCAAGACUCUACCAUCCCGACAAAAUUUCCUCUACAACUGACGAGACGAUCUUCAUCGCGCUACGUCAGGCGCACGAUGUGCUCUCCAACCCAACACUUCGUUUCGCAUACGAUCGCUUCGGUCCAUCUAUCACCACCUGGACUGGCACCCAAUCCACCACCCGUGACUAUCUCCACCACGGUCUGCUGCAACUCGUCUCGUUCUACACCAUCAACCCUGUGCUCUAUGCCACCGUCGGCUGGAUUAAUGGUCGGAACGACGGGAUUUCCUUCUGGAGACUCUCCACGCUCUUCUCCCUUCUCGCGUUCGAACUGUGUCUCUUGAUCUCCCCCGAACCACCCUUCUGGAUCUCACUCCUGUUCCCUGGAAGAACGAUCUUCGAGGUCAGAGAGUUCUCUCACUCUCUUUUCGUAAAUUGGUUCUUCGCAUCGUUGCAGCUGAGUACAGCCUUAGACGUGUUAGAAUACGGUGACGCCGCGAUGAUCGAGAGGCGGAGGAGCAAAGCAGAGGUGAAAGAAGCACAACUAGCAGCAGUCAUGAUCAAAGCGCAAGGGUUGGAAAGGAUGGUCGGGACGGUGGAGAAGAUGACGCUGCAAAGUUUUGCGGGAGAGAUCAGACCGUGGAGGCAGACGACCCGAAAAGGAAAGGAGGAGAGGGAGAUGAGUGCGGAAGAGGAGAGGUUGUUCGAGAGGAUAGAUAAGGUGCUGUUGUGCAGGAGCCUGGUUCAGCAGCACCCGCAGCUGAUGGAGCUGAGUCAGCAGAAGGAGGGACCUGUCAAGGGGGAAGAACCGCAGGAGCGAGUGAAAGACGAGAGUGUCAAGGUCGAAGAUCUACAGAGUGAGUCGAAGUUAGAGGAGCCGAAAGCAGCGGCGGAUGAGCCGAUUGCGGUGAAAGCAGAGCCGGUGGAGGAAAGCUUGCCGGACUCAAGCACGACGGUGAAGGUGGAAGUGAUGGCCAAAGAGACGGACGAGCCAAUACCUGCGAUCCAGGUCAAAUCGGAACCCGUCGAGCAGACCUUGGACAUCAACACUGUCGACACAGUCGAUGCGGCUGCGUCGACUUCCACCAUUGCAGCCCCUGCACCUUCUACUCCAGCUGAGGCCGGUGCACACGACGGGAAGGAUGGGAUCGUAGCGGAGGCUGUAGCAAGUACGGACAUCGAGUCGAGCAUGCUUCUCGACACAACCACGCGAAACGAUGCGCAAGCCCUUCAGACGAUGCACGUCGACACAACGACGAGAUCGCACUCCUCAGCGCCGGCAGAGGUUCGUGGACCAUUGACGUCAGCUGAAGCGAUCGAACCACCAUCUCAAUCCGUCUCUGACAUCGCGAAAACGACGCCGAACCAGAACUCUGCUUCCUCUGGCGUUGCUACAGCUGAACCAUACUCCACCGCUGCUAUCAUCCAUCCUUCCCACCACCAGCCAUGA